AUGAAUAAAAAGUUCCAAAAUAGUGAAGUGAUUGUACGUGAUGCUACCAUAAAUGAUAUGAUAGCGGUGGCUGAUAUGAUUCAGGAGUUAGCUAACUUUGAGAAGAUGCCUGAUGGUCCAAAGUUGACCGUUAAGGAUCUUCAACGUGAUGGCUUUGAAACACAACCACCAGCCUUUCGUUGUAAGGUGGCUGAGUUGAAAUCGGAAGUUGUAGGCUUUGCCCUAUACUUCAAUACAUAUUCAACUUGGGAGGGGAAAGCCCUGAUGUUAGAAGAUCUGUAUGUUCGAGAAAACUUUCGUCGACGGGGAGUUGGUCAGAUGCUCUUCUACAACGUUGCUGCGGAAGCUGCGGCCACUGGAUGUACGAGACUAGAUUUCCAUGUUCUAGCGUGGAACGAAGCUCGCUCCUUCUACGAAGCGAUGGGCGCGGAGAACUUGACGGCCAGUCAAGAGUGGUGCUACUACCGGCUGUAUGGAGACGCUCUCACAUCACUAUCCAAUCAAAAAUGA
Parnassius mnemosyne (clouded apollo) is the source of this 510-nucleotide messenger RNA. NCBI's taxonomy places the organism in Eukaryota, Metazoa, Arthropoda, Insecta, Lepidoptera, Papilionidae. The record is from the annotation of a GenBank genome assembly.